AUGAGCCUUAUUCUGGUGACCGGCAUGCCGGGUGUUGGUAAAACGACCAUUAUGCGUAAGCUCAGCGUUGAGUUGCGCAAACACAAUGUUCCCAUUGCCGGUUUCUACACGGAAGAAGUUCGCGACCCCAAAUCUGGUGUUCGGAUCGGGUUCGAUGUGGUGACAUUUGCUGGGAAACGAUCGGCACUGGCACGAACGACCUCGAGCCAUUCCAACAAUCCUACCGUUGGACGUUAUUCGGUAUGGAUGGAAGAGUUCGAGCGUCUUGCAAUUCCUGCCCUCGACGAAAGACACUCAGCGGAGAUGGCUACGAACGGAAUGCUCCUGCUGGACGAGAUCGGACGAAUGGAGCUAAAAUCACGAACUUUUAAAGCGCGUAUGGAUGCGAUCGUGAAGGAAGUGAACGCCGGAAAGUUACGUUUCAUUGCCACUGUACCACUGAGGUCGGCCGGAAUCGACGUAAUUGAACGGCUCAAGCAAAUCAGUGGCUGCCAGCUGUUCCACGUAAAACCAUCCAAUCGGGAUGACAUUUAUAGCUACAUUCAGGACGAUGCGAUGCGUUUAAUUUCGUCCUAA
This is a messenger RNA of Anopheles marshallii, 576 nucleotides long. Its product is annotated as nucleoside-triphosphatase THEP1. The record is from RefSeq and is a predicted model, not a curated record. The transcript has 2 exons. Bases 1 to 576 code for a protein of 191 amino acids. Gene Ontology annotation, molecular function: ATP hydrolysis activity. NCBI's taxonomy places the organism in Eukaryota, Metazoa, Arthropoda, Insecta, Diptera, Culicidae.